UGCUCUCAUUGUGACAAGAGAUUUUCUAACAAGGUCAAUCUUACAUAUCAUAUUAGAACACAUACAGGAGAAAAACCAUAUAUUUGCACUCAUUGUGAGAAGAGAUUUGCUAAAAAGAUUGAUCUUACCCGUCAUAUAAGAAUACACACAGGAGAAAAACCUUAUCAUUGCUCUCAUUGUGACAAGAGAUUUUCUAACAAGGUCAAUCUUACAUAUCAUAUUAGAACGCAUACAGGAGAAAAACCAUAUAUUUGCACUCAUUGUGAGAAGAGGUUUGCUAAAAAGGGCAAUCUUACCUGUCAUAUAAGAACACACACAGGAGGAAAACCUUAUCGUUGCUCACAUUGUGACAAGAGAUUUUCUAACAAAGUCAGUCUUACAUAUCAUAUUAGGACACAUACAGGAGAAAAACCCUAUAUUUGCUCUCAUUGUGAGAUGAGAUUUCCUACAAAAAGUCAGCUUACCCGUCAUAUAAGAACACACACUGGAGAAAAACCUUAUCAUUGCUCUCAUUGUGACAAGAGAUUUUCUAACAAGGUCAAUCUUACAUAUCAUAUUAGAACACAUACAGGAGAAAAACCAUAUAUUUGCACUCAUUGUGAGAAGAGAUUUGCUAAAAAGAUUGAUCUUACCCGUCAUAUAAGAAUACACACAGGAGAAAAACCUUAUCAUUGCUCUCAUUGUGACAAGAGAUUUUCUAACAAGGUCAAUCUUACAUAUCAUAUUAGAACACAUACAGGAGAAAAACCAUAUAUUUGCACUCAUUGUGAGAAGAGAUUUUCUCAAAAGGGCGAUCUUACCCGUCAUAUAAGAACACACACAGGAGAAAAACCUUAUCGUUGCUCUUAUUGUGAGAAGAGAUUUUCUGAUAAUGUCGUUCUUACAAAUCAUAUUAGAACACAUACUGGAGAAAAACCCUAUAUUUGCUCUCAUUGUUACAAGGGAUUUUCUGACAAGUCCAUUCUUAAAAAUCAUGUUAAAACACACACAGGAGAAAAACCCUAUAUUUGCUCUUAUUGUGAGAAGGGAUUUUCUACCAAAAGUCAUCUUUCCCGUCAUAUAAGAACACACACUGGAUCAAAACCAUAUCAUUGCUCUCAUUGUGAGAAGAGAUUUUCUACCAAGGCCAAUCUUACAAAUCAUAUUAGAACACACAUAGGAGAAAAACUCUAUAUUUGCUCUCAUUGUGAGAAGAGAUUUUUAACCAAAGCCAUUCUUAAAAAUCAUGUUAGAACACACACAGGAGAAAAACCCUAUAUUUGCUCUCAUUGUGAGAAGAGAUAUUCUACCAAGGCAAAUCUUACAAAUCAUAUUAGAACACACACAGGAGAAAAACCCUAUAUCUGCUCUCAUUGUGAGAUGAGAUUUCCUACAAAGAGUCAGCUCACCCGUCAUAUCAGAACACACACUGGAGAAAAACCUUAUCAUUGCUCUCAUUGUGAAAAUGGAAUUUGUAAACAAAGCUGUCCUACACGUCAUUUAAGGACACGCACACAGGAGAAAAUCCCUAGAUUUUUUCUCAUUGUGAGAUUUUCCUAAAAGAGACCAUUAUGUAGAACACAUUGUCAGUUAUGAAUUUUGUACCGGAAAAAUGACGAUUUGCCAAUUACUAGAAACUCACAAUCUUCUGUGGUUGCAAUGUCCCACUAACCAAAAGUGACUUCGUAAAAAAAAAUCAGUGAACUGUAGCGUUGCUUCAACUUGCUUGGUUCCCUGGGAGUGUUCUGAACUUUUUGUAGAAUUCCGCCCCAGACGUUUGAUAGCUGAAACCGUAAACUACCUCCCGGAUUCCCAAUCCACCUGAUUUCUCUGUCUAAGAUUUCCAUGUUCUUGUUUAAAACAUGUCCUGUAGUGUCCACUCUAAAAUGACAGCUAUUUUGAUACCCAAGAAGAUUGGGGUGCUCAUUCAGCUCACCCGCUUGUGUUCUCGGCCAUCCACCACGCGAUGUGAUGCGUGUUGCCUGUGGCAUAAUCUACAAAAAUGAAGAUCAUAUGAAAAAAAAUCUCAUUACUAAUUGAUUAUGCUACUUUGUGCUUAAAAUCAAAAGUUUGCUCUAAUGAACUACAUAAGGCCCCAAAAUUUCUAACCCUAACCCUCCUCCAGUCUUACUUGGGUCAAUCAUAAUAAUAAUAACAAUAAUAAUAAUAAUUUGCAUUUAUAUAGCACUUUAUCAAUGUACUACUGCUCAAAGCCCUUCACUAUGGUUUAACUUGGCUAUUUGGAAGUUGAUUUGGUAGUGUGUACCAACUCAAAACUGGAGCCAAAAUGAAGGUAGAUAUUGAUAGGAGCAAUUACUACAGUAUUGUUGGGUGGAUGGUUUUUUAGUCCAGACUAUUUAUUUUUAGUAUUAUCUCGGUACAGUAUUACAAUUUAUAAUGUAUUAUUUACACCACAGGAACUAUAACUUGAUUUUUGUA
Molecule: messenger RNA, 2418 nt
Organism: Lytechinus pictus (painted urchin)
Lineage: Eukaryota; Metazoa; Echinodermata; Echinoidea; Temnopleuroida; Toxopneustidae
Product: zinc finger protein 84-like
Exons: 1
Source: RefSeq, a predicted model, not a curated record